Molecule: messenger RNA, 1420 nt
Organism: Vitis riparia (riverbank grape)
Lineage: Eukaryota; Viridiplantae; Streptophyta; Magnoliopsida; Vitales; Vitaceae
Product: protein trichome birefringence-like 43
Exons: 5
Coding region: 69-1154 (361 amino acids)
Cellular component (GO): Golgi apparatus
Molecular function (GO): O-acetyltransferase activity
Source: RefSeq, a predicted model, not a curated record
CAACGAUACUCUCCUUAAUCUCUCCCUCUCAUAUUCUCUUAUUCAAAUCUCCACUUCUUUUCUCUAUCAUGGGUGCAAAUGCCAUUGGUAUUGCACUACUGACGCUUCUGUGUCUGGGCCAAGCUCAUGGAGAUCACCACUCUCCCAAUGGGGUUGGUGGGGCUAUGAAGGAGAAGAAGAAGUGUGAUUAUUCCCAAGGGAGAUGGGUUUACAGUUCUUCGUAUCCUCUCUACAAAUCAUCAGACUGUCCCUUUCUUGAACCAGAGUUUGAUUGCCAGAAGAAUGGUAGGCCAGACAAACUCUAUCUCAAGCUCAGAUGGCAGCCCACUUCAUGCAAUUUACCAAGCUUCAAUGGAAUUGAUUUUUUGAGAAGGAAUAGAGGGAAGAGGAUCAUGUUUGUGGGGGACUCACUGAGCUUGAAUCAGUGGCAGUCACUCACAUGCAUGCUUCACACAGCUGUGCCGAAGGCUGCCUACUCAUUGAGAACGUGGCAAGGCCUCUCCACAUUCAAAUUCCCAGCAUACAAUGUUUCGCUAAUGCUGUGGCGUGAUGCACUUCUGGUGGAUCUAGUAAAAAAGAAUGGCACACGAGUUCUAAAACUCGACUCUAUCAACAGCGUAAAACCAUGGAAAGGGAUGGACAUUCUGAUAUUCAACUCAUGGCAUUGGUGGCUUCACAGCGGAAGACAACAACCAUGGGAUGUUAUUCAAUACAGGAGAAAUACAUACAAAGACAUGAAUCGCUUGAUUGCUUAUAAGCUAGCAAUGACAACAUGGGGUAGAUGGAUAGACUCCAAUAUAGAUUCUUCCAAAACCCAGGUUUUCUUCCAAGGCAUUUCCCCAGAUCACAGUAGUGGAAGUGAUUGGAAUGAGCCAAAGGCGACCUGCAGAGGACAAACAAGAGCAGUGCAAGGCACAAAGUACCCAGGAGGAUCAAAUCCAGCACAAGUUGUUGUAGAGCAAGUUCUGUCCCAAAUGUCGAAACCAGUUUAUUUGCUGGACGUGACAAGUCUUUCACAGCUAAGAAAAGAUGGGCAUCCUUCAAUCUACGGGUAUGGAGGCAAGCGUGGGAAUGACUGCAGCCAUUGGUGUCUUCCUGGAGUUCCUGAUACUUGGAAUCAACUCCUAUAUGCAUCCCUCAUCCACAAAAUUUGAUGUGUUAGUUGAGGAAUAGAGUUGGAUGAGUAUCCUUUUAGGUGGCUUGUUGAGGGUGUUUUAUAAUGUGCCACCGAGGUUAUAAUGAAACAAUACUAAUAGAGAUAAAGUAUAUAGGAUUUUAUACCUUUGGUAGCCUCGUAUAUAUAUAGAUACCUAUAUACAUAAUCUUAAGGCCAAGUCAAGGCCAAUAAACAAUGUCUUCUGCAGAAUCAUGUGGGAUAAGCAAUCAAAUAGGUUUUGUGAUCAAGAGAAUUAUUCUUCAA